Molecule: messenger RNA, 590 nt
Organism: Aphanomyces astaci
Lineage: Eukaryota; Oomycota; Saprolegniomycetes; Saprolegniales; Verrucalvaceae
Exons: 1
Coding region: 42-533 (163 amino acids)
Molecular function (GO): phosphatidylinositol binding
Source: RefSeq, a predicted model, not a curated record
CAGAAGCCGAUUUUCAUUAUUCAAAUCGUUGCGCCGUCAUCAUGCCCAUGCUACCCAUAAAUCCCCCCCGCCGCACCAUGAGCAUCUUGGACUGGGGCCGGGCCACCCUCGAAGUAGAGUCCACAAAGGGCGACAUUGUCACAUUCAACAUCCUCGUACAUCCCGAAGUGCCACUGAGUCUUCGAUCCUCUGGUCCCGACGCGUACGUCGUUCGCCGCCGGUUCAAGCAAUUCGCCGAGCUCCACCGGCAACUCAAAGCGCUAGGGUUCAUCCUUCCCGACCUGCCCAAAGUCGACUUGAUCACAAACUUGUUGAUUCGGCUAACUCCAGAAGUCACACUCGUCGAACGACAGGACCAACUGCAGCAGGUCCUGGACGCCAUAAACCAGUCGCGUGCGAUGCAAAGCACACCAGCGUACGCUGCGUUUAUCGGCCAGCCUCCUGAAACGAAACCAGGGUACACAUCGUUUUCCGAAUACAAGUGCAAUGAACUUGUCAUGCCUGGUCGAGCCAAGUCCGCGUCGAUCGCAUGAUGAUCACCGCCGUUUGGGUUGCGAUGUCGUUGGUGUAAUUGUAAUGUCAUGUUCGAG